Messenger RNA from Ostrea edulis (European flat oyster), 7206 nucleotides. RefSeq names its product adenine DNA glycosylase-like. The record is from RefSeq and is a predicted model, not a curated record. The transcript has 15 exons. NCBI's taxonomy places the organism in Eukaryota, Metazoa, Mollusca, Bivalvia, Ostreida, Ostreidae. Gene Ontology annotation, biological process: base-excision repair; mismatch repair. Gene Ontology annotation, cellular component: nucleus. Bases 911 to 2386 code for a protein of 491 amino acids. Gene Ontology annotation, molecular function: oxidized purine DNA binding; 8-oxo-7,8-dihydroguanine DNA N-glycosylase activity; adenine/guanine mispair binding.
GGAAAUAAUUUUACUAAAUAAAAUUAUUUUUGUUAAAUUGAUUUAUAAAAUAGUUUUGAUUUAAAAUAGUCUUAAUACCAUGCAAGACAGCUUUAUAGGAAAUCCAGAAGAUUUCUGAACUAAUUAUAGUCGAUGAACAAACUCUAUAAAGCUAUCUUUAUGAAGUAGGUUCAUAAUUGGUGAACCUACUUUUGUUCAGGUCCGUCUCUUGAGGUGUCGGGAUUUCUAAUGAUAAAAACGGGUGCGUGAUGUUAAAGUUAGCGCUAGACAUGCGCACUCACCCACAGAACUAGAAAAACAAGUCUAACACACCCUUACUCCCCCGGGCAUUCCAAUAAUAGUAACCACUAUCAAAGGGAAUUAACUCUCACACAAUGAAUGAAUGAAAGAAAGAAUGAAUGAACGUAAAUCAAUUUGUCAAUAAAACAAAUUAAACAUCAGUUAUGAUAAUGACUGAUUUACAUCCCGUGACCCAUCUAUAUACUGUUUUGGUUUGACAGCAGACAAAAAAAUCUGGUAAACGUAAGAGUUGAUAAAUAAGUGCAAUGAUGAUGUGUUGAGUUCACGAAAUACUAAAUCAAGCACACAAGAGAAUAUUGGGGUUCCUUUCCUUGAAAAGAAAAUCAACAUGUAAACAUUUGUUGACAGUGGAAAUAUGUAGUUUCCAUUUUGAAUGUGAAAUCAUCCUUUAUAAAACACAUUUCGUGUAAAAACAUGACAUCAAAUGGGUUUUUUGUAGAAUGUUCAAAACAUGUAAUGAUAAAACCCCCAGAAGAUAUAGGUAUUUGCAUCGUCACUAGCCACGGCUGAAAUGUACGCUUCUCUCGAGGGAAGCGCACAUUUCAGCCAUGGAUUGCGACGAUGAAAUACUUGAAAGUGCGUUUGAAAAACUAAAUUGAUCGGGAUCGGGAUGCGUAUUGUUACGUUUUGGCGCCAUUCCGCAUUUACUCGGGAACAUUACACAACAGGUAUGGUGAAGCGCAAACUGAAGGAGAUAGUUACGGGAGAUGGUUCUGAUAACGGUUUGUUGAAGCCAACAAUUCAUGACUUUAAAGACGAGGAAAAGAAGGAAUUUCAGAAGAGCUUGGUUGCUUGGUUUAGAGAAAAUCAAAGAGAUCUACCCUGGAGAAAACAGCUGUCGAUUCCAGAUGUUGAUCAAAGGGCAUACGCAGUUUGGGUGUCGGAGAUCAUGUUGCAACAAACACAAGUUGCUACGGUGAUUGACUAUUACAAGAGAUGGAUGAAGAAAUGGCCAACAUUGCAGGACUUGGCGAAAGCAUCACUGGAGGAAGUGAAUGAAAUGUGGGCUGGUCUAGGAUACUACAGCAGAGGAAGAAGAUUAUUAGAAGGAGCGCAAAAGGUUGUGAAAGAAUUUGGUGGGAAGAUGCCUAAGACAGCUGAGACGUUAUUGAAACAUUUACCAGGAGUAGGCAGAUACACGGCUGGGGCGAUCGCCUCCAUUGCUUAUGGUCAGGCUACUGGAAUUGUUGAUGGUAAUGUUAUCAGAGUGUUGUGUAGGAUGAGAAUCAUCGGAGCUUAUUCCACCAGUCAGCCGGUUCAGAACAAACUCUGGAGUUUGGCAGAUGAGAUAGUCGACUCGGAUCAGCCUGGUGAUUUUAAUCAAGGAAUGAUGGAACUUGGGGCUACAGUGUGUACCCCCAAAUCUCCCAGCUGUGGGUCUUGUCCUGUGCAGAGUCUGUGUCUUGCUAAGGCGAUGGUAGACCGGAACAAGCUAAGAAAUGGUAACAAACUUGGUGUUAAUACAGUGAAGUCUAUUCCAGAUAUAGAAUGUGCUGCAGAUAAAUGUGAGUUGUGUUUACCAGAGAACGAAACAUGGGAUGAAAUAGAUGGAGUUCAGAAUUAUCCCCGAAAACCAGGAAAGAAAGCCGCACGAGAAGAAAAAACAUGUGUUUGCAUUGUGUGUAAGAAAUCGGCAAAAGAGGAUGUGCAGUAUUUUUUGGUACAAAGGCCUCAGAAAGGUCUAUUGGCUGGUCUUUGGGAAUUUCCAUCUGUUAAGGUAGAGGAAGACGAUGAAAAUAAUGAUCACACCGUACGAGAAAUACUCAGGAAGUCCUGUGGAUUGCGUGUCCCACUCUCUUCACAAUCAACAUCCGUCGGCAAUGUGGAGCAUAUUUUUUCCCACAUCCACCAGACGUACAUUGUACAGGCGCUGGUUGUAGAUGAAGGCGAUGUAGACAGUUCACAAAUUCACAUGGAGAACAGUCGAUGGCUGACCAAAGAGGAAUUCUCCUCUGCAGCUGUAUCUACUGCCAUGAAAAAGGUUUUCAGAGCUUUUGAGAGUUCCGGGACAGGAAAGAAGAAAAAGAGUCUGGCAGACCCGGACAGGAAUCAGAAGUCCAUUACUUUAUUCUUUAAAAAGAAAUAAAGUUUUGCGGUGUGUGCUACUUUUCCGGUAACAUGGAGUAGUUGUAUCAUAUGCGGUUUUCAUUAUGUAUUAUUAUUUGUUCCCCACGUAAACAAAACCAGGUGCUAGUAGUAAUUCAGGUCGGCUUCUCAUUGCACUGAUACAGCUAUAGCUUUAAAAAUGUCUGUCCCCCAUUUCAAGGAAAACAGAAUGUUGAUUUGGGUCUGUGUCUGGAACAUGCUUCUUGGUUUCCAGAUGAUAUUUCGAAUACUGCUUGAGGCUUUAAGCUUUAGCAAUGAAACUUAACAUGAUGAGUCUUCAUGACUUCAGGAUGACCCCAAUUGUUUCAAGGUCCAAAGGUCAUCAGGUCUUUGAAAUUCAAAGAUCAGGGUCACCAGCUCACAAUGAAUGUCUCUGGAUGAUAUCCACUGUUGUAAUUAAGCAAUUAAAUGCCCCUCCCCCUUUAUGUAAAAACCUCACAAAUAUUCAUUGAAUUUGAUUGUUUAAAGUUCUGCAUUGAAUAUGUUAUUUAGCCAUAUCUUAAUAUUCUUUAAGUUAGUUGCAACUAAAUGUCUAGGUUGUCCGUAUUAUUGAGGUAUGUAAACAAUGGGGGACAGGUAUAAUUUUCAUAAAUUGUUUACAUGGGUCAUUCUACAGAAAUGUUGUAAUUUCAAAAUGGAUUUUAGACAUUGGGAAGAAUUUUCUUGCAAAAUUUUGCUGAACAGUGUAUUAAUAUUUCAAAAGACAGAAUCGUAUGUAUGCAGCGGUGAAGCCAUCACAUUCAGAAAAUACUUAUAAAAUGUUUACCUCUCACUUUUGUGAAAAUGCCAUUUAUAGAUUGACAUUCAUAGAUUGACAUUUAUAGAUUGACAUUCAUAGAUUGACUUUUAUAGAUUGACAUUUAUAGAUUGACUUUGAGGAGCUAUGCUACACCAGAGAAAUUUGAUACGGAUGAAAAGUAGAGAAUAUGCACAACAAUAUUUUGAAAUUGAAAACUUUCAAAUUUACUUUAGUUAGUCAAAAAACACAGUUUUAGUAGAAAACAAUCUGGAAAAAAAUUGAAAACCCCUGCAAAACUCGAACACACAUUUUACAGUUCAGCAGUCGAUGUGCUGACCUACUGAGUUACUCAGCUAGGGGAUGAUUAUUAUACGCCUGUCGAAGAUGGGAUGUAAUAUGGUAUGGCAUUGUCCGUCCGUCUGUCUGUCUGGACCUUGUGGGCAGGAUACAGACCGAACCGUAAGCUCCAGGAUUUUACAACUUGGUACAUUUGAUCACCAUGAUGAGAGGAAGAUGCCUAUUGUUUUUCAAGGUCAAAGGUCAAGGUCAUAGUAUCAUUUAGUAGGAAAACCUAGAAGGAAACUCGUGUGGGCAGGAUACAAACCAAACCGUAAGCUCCAGGAUAUUACAACUUGGUACAUUUGAUCACCAUGAUGAGAGGAAGAUGACUAUUGUUUUUCAAGGUCAGAAGUCGAAGGUCAAGGUCGCAGUAUUACUCAGUAGGAAAACCUUGUAGGCAGGAUACAAACUGAACCAUAAGCUGCAGGAUAUUGAAACUUGGUACAUUUGAUCACCAUGAUGAGAGGAAGAUGCCUAUUACUAUUUCAAUGUCAAUGGUCAAGGUCACAGUAUCACUUAGUAGGAAAACCUUGUAGGCAGUAUACAAACUGAACUGUUGAGGCUAGGACCGCCAAACUUUGUACACGUACACUUUAUGCCAAGUGAAGGAUGCCUAUUGUUUCUUAAGGUCAAGGUCAUAGUAGCAGGAUGCAGACCGAUUCGUUGGGGGCAAGGACCAUUAUUCUUGGUACAUAUACAUCUUAUGCCAAGUGAAAAUAUUACAUAGAGAAUACAUGAUUGGUCUUGUUUUUUUUUAUGCAAAGAAAGUAUGUCACACCAUGAUGAUUGCUGAUACUACCUGAAGUUCUACAAAUCAUGGUGUAAGAAAAACACCCUAUAUUAGCUUUUCACGGGCGUAUUAUGUACCGUUGGCAGUACUUUUGUUGAUAUUUAUAUUUUCAUCCAUGUUUUAAAAGAAAGUCAGCCAUUAUGACGAUGCAGAGUACCUCCUUAAGAAAGCGAGCGGAAAUGACGGAGCAUAUUUAAAAAGAGAUAAUGCUUAAGUCACAAAAAAGGCAGGCGGAAAUGACAGAACAUAUUUAAAAAGAGAUAAUGCUUAAGUCACAAAAAAGCGGGCAGAAAUGACGGAACAUAUUUAAAAAUAGAUAGUGAUAAACCCUUCUUUUUAAUAAUAAAAUGAAAGAAACAUUUUCUUAAGAAAUCACUUUAUGACCAAUUUUUGAUGCUAUUACAUUAAAAUAAUUAAACCUAAAAGUCUUACAGUGAAAAUGAUGUAUCAAUUAACACUAAUUUAACAAACACAGUUUACACAUUUUCCUCAAAGAUUUGAUUUGUUCACUUUUGAUUUUGUUUAGACUUUAAGCUCUCUCCUGAUGGCCUCUUCGUCUCUAUUCUAUGAUUUUUCCACUCGUACCACCAGACCAUCUUGCCUUCAUCUAUCUCACAAUUUACUGGUAUUCUUUUGUCAUGAUUGGAGCACUCUGUGCAUUCACUCCCUAAUGUUUAUGUUACAGGUCACUGCUUUCAUUACAUUGUCCAUGCCCUCACUUCAAAUAAAGCUUUCUGGUGACAGUUUUGAAGUUUCACUUUGCGAUUGUCGUGUAUUUUAUGGAGACAGGUUUCUUUUUCACUUGAUGUGGGUUACUGAGUAAACCUCCCAGAAUUGGCCACUGUUGACAAAAGAGACUGAGAAUUUUUGCUAUUGCAAUCACUCUCAGAGACGAAUUUCUGAUGAAAGUUUUUCAAGUCAUCAGACAAGUCUGGUGAUGGUAGAUUUCACUCAAGAAACAUUGUCAUCUCUUUCAAGAAGUUAAUUGAUUUUGUUCUUUAGUCUUGUUUGCUUUAUAAGUUAACAUAUAUGAGAGGAAUUCUUCUAUGCCUUUGACCACAAUCUGAAACCAUAGUUUUUCCCUGCAUAUGUGCACAAUUUGUACUUCAAAAGAUUUCUGUUUUGCAGCACAAAGGACAAGAAUCUGUUUUCUUUUGAACUCAUUUCUUCCUGACGUUCUUUGUAAUAACAGAAUGUAAAAGAACCGUUUUUUGAUGUUCCUUUUCCUUACAAUAUUUUCUGUCAUUUUUUUUUAAUGCUUGUCUUGUUCUUCAUUCCUUGUAUAGCAGUACUUUAAGUGAAAAUAUCUUUAUUCUCAAUAUAUGCUUUUGCCCGGUCUUUUCUCACCUUUUCCCUUCUCUUGUUCUUUGCAAUGUUGACUCAUUUGGUUAUAUGUAUUUCCUCAAUGUUUGAAAAUUGUCAAUUUUUGCCCUGUCCCCUAAGGCCCCCGUAGGUGCAGUAGUCAAUUUAUGUCCCCCUUGUCCCAAACAUACUUCAUACCAAAUUUGAAAAGAAUUGGAAUGGUAGUUAAAACUCAGGUGACCAAACACUUCCUGAGUGAAAAUGUCCUUGCUAUAGAUUGAAUCUUGGAACAAGAUUUACAGAAUUAGCUACUAUUGUAUGCAUUAUUUUUAUUAAUUUUAAGUCCAGAUUAAAUAUUUGGUGCUGUAUAUUUUUCAUUGAAAAAUCAAGUACAUGUAGUGCAAAAUCUAUCACUAUGUAUUUUAAGGGUUUGAAAUUAUGAUUUGGAAUGUGGAAAAUAAAUUGCAACAUUUCUGUAGAAUGACCCAUACAUCAUACCCCUAAUACAAACAAACCAGAUCAGGGGCAGAUCCAGGAAUUUUUGAAGGGGGAGUGGGUGUUCUACCAUUUGGAACAUACCCCUCUCCCCUCUGGAACUGCCACUGCAAAUGUAAUAGAUUAAGUGGAAUGGUCAGUGCUUUUAUUGAGAAAUAAAAUACCAGAAUCAAAGACAGUAACAGUGUGUCAAUGAUGAAACAUUAUUAUAUAUUUACAGAUAAUGUUACGAAAUAAUUUACAGAUAUAUAUUUACAGAUCAUGUUACGAGAUUCUGUACAUUAUAUAUAUUUACAGAUCAUAUUACGAGAUUUUGUACAUUAUAUUCUCUGUAUUGGAAAUUUCCUACAUUUAUAGUUUAUAUUUUUUAAGGCCUAUGAAAUAAACUUUUUUGUAACAAAUAGUGUUCUUACAUGAUCAGUUCUUGUUUAGUGAGUAAACAAAGCAGGAGACUGGAUGGUGACGAACACGACACAUGAGAGGAGGCUUAUAUUUUUGGCAGUGUCGAUGCAACCAUCAUGAUAAAGCACUUUGAUGUAUGUUACAGUAGGACUGCAGCUUAGCGAAAUGUCUGUUCAUCUUAUUACUGUUAUGAAUGAAAGAAAGAUUGAGCAAGCUCACAUAACCCACAUUGGACUGACAAACUGUUUCAGUAGUAAUUUUGACAAAACUUUCCUUGACAAGUAUAUGUUGGUAAACUUUUCUUGAGUACCAUUAGAUUUGGUGCUGAGCAAAGCAAGGGGCCAAAUCGAGUGGCGAGAGAAAAGUUUAUCAACAUAAUUAGUACAUGUCUCACACGAGUACUUAGACUCUUUGUGGUUUCUGUUUAAUUUAUCAUAACUCUUCUGUAUAUUUUUAUCAUUUAAUCAAAGUCAUCAGAAUUGAUCUUGAUUGGUGUAAUUAUGUACUUGCUGGGUUCGAUAUUUAGUACCCCAAGGUAAGUUUACUUGUUUUCAUCAGCCAGAUGAUAGUUUACAGCGAGUAGUUUUCAAACAUAAUAAGGUUUUUUCUACACAUUCAAAAUAUCUUCAUUUGAAAAGACAUGGCAGACACUCUUGAAACAUGGAUGAAGAUAUAUUGAAUGUGUAUGAAAAACCUAAUAAUUCUUGAAGACUACUCGCUGUGCAUGCACCUU